UGGGGAGUGCUCACUUGCUCCGCCGACUCGCCACCAGCUGCUCCCUCCAUCAAUCACGCGGGCCGCCGCCGCUAGCCACCUCCAAGCUCCAAGAUUUGAUUUUGCUUCGUCUGUCUUUAGGGGAGGGGAGGGGAGGGAAAGGAAGGGAAGGGAAGGGAAGGGCGAUCCAGGAACAUGGAUCACAAGGAGGAGGAGGAAGCGUCCGUCUCCGUCAGCGUCCCGCCGGAGGAGCAGGAGCAGGAGGAGGAGGAGGAGGGGGAGGAAGAAGACCAAGAAGAGCAAGAGGUGAAGAUGGCGCUCGGCCCUCAGCUUCCCCUCAAGGACCUCCUCCGUCUCCACCUACACCUCCACAAGGGGGAGGGGGAGGGGGAGGGGGAGGAGGAGGAGGACGACAGCCUCCGCAGAUGGAAGGAGCAGCUCCUCGGACCAGAUGCUCUCCACACCACCAACAUCCCUGCCCUUGGAGUUGGAGAGACCGUCGAACCAGAGGUGACCAUACUCAACUUGACCAUCCUCGCACCAGGGAGGCCUCACCUGCUUUUGCCCAUACCCUUCCUGCCCGAUGGCAAGGGCCACGCCUUCGCGCUCAAGGACGGCACCGCAUACAGCUUCCGCUUCUCCUUCGCCGUCUCCAACAACAUCGUGUCCGGUCUCAAGUACUCGCACACCGUCUGGAAGACCGGAGUAAGAGUGGAGAACCAGAAGGUGAUGCUGGGGACAUUCAGCCCUCAGCAGGAGCCCUACACGUACAAGGCCGAAGAAGAUAGCACCCCGAGCGGCAUCUUUGCGAGGGGCUCCUAUUCUGCUAGAUUAAAGUUUGUGGAUGAUGAUGGGAAGGUGUACCUGGACAUGAGGUACAGCUUUGAGAUCAGGAAGGACUGGCCUGCCCUGCCUAAUUAACAAGAGCAAGAGAGACUCUUGACUCACCUGGUCAGUGAGUAGUAGUACCUAGCAAGGGUUGGUCUGAAAGAUGAGAUGAAUGUUUAGUUUAGGUUGUGUCUGCGGAUGUUGAUAGCUCUUCUGUUAGGUGAUGUUUAUUAUUAUUGUGUGGUGGUAUGAAUAUGAAUAUGAAUGAAGAAGGUGACUGAACGUGUAUGACUGAAUUUGCAUGCAUGUGUAUUGUUACUGUUAUUGUUAUUGUUA
Molecule: messenger RNA, 1143 nt
Organism: Hordeum vulgare subsp. vulgare (domesticated barley)
Lineage: Eukaryota; Viridiplantae; Streptophyta; Magnoliopsida; Poales; Poaceae
Product: rho GDP-dissociation inhibitor 1-like
Exons: 5
Coding region: 175-900 (241 amino acids)
Biological process (GO): Rho protein signal transduction
Cellular component (GO): membrane; cytoplasm; cytosol
Molecular function (GO): Rho GDP-dissociation inhibitor activity; protein binding
Source: RefSeq, a predicted model, not a curated record